AUGGGCCAGAAGACAGUUCUCAUUACAGGUUGCAGUGAAGGAGGGAUCGGUGAUGCUCUCGCAAAAACCUUCCACAAGAAGGGGUUUCGAGUCUUCGCCAGCGGUCGGAAUACCGCCAAAGUCCAGCACCUCAAAGACAUGGGCCUCGAAAUUGUACAGCUGGAUGUCACCAACGAAACGUCAAUCAAACAAGCAGUGGCAACCGUCAAGGCUGCGACGGGUGGAUAUUUGGAUUUCUUGAUCAACAACUCGGGCGGUGGUUACAGCAUGCCCUUACUAGACUCAGAUGUGUCGGUCGCUAAGAAGAUGUUUGAUGUAAACGUCUUUGCCGUCGUCACCGUCACUCAAGCGUUCGCGCCUCUUUUGAUCGCCGCACAAGGGACAAUCAUCAACAUUGGGUCAGUCCUGGGCAAAAUGCCACUUCCAUGGCAGGGGUAUUACAACGCAAGCAAAGCUGCAGUUGCCAUGUUAACCGACCAGAUGCGCAUCGAGUUCUCCCCGUGGAAAGUCCGCGCAAUCCUCGUCACAACGGGCGCAAUCAGGACCAAGUUCCUGGACAACCUUGCCAGUGCACCACGUCUACCGGAGAACUCUCUCUAUUACCCUGCAAAGGAUGUGGUUGAGCCCUCAAUGACUGGAGCUGAGAUUGAGAAAAAUGCCAUGGAUGUCAAUUCCUAUGCCGAGAUCGUUGUCAACAACGCGAUCCGAUCAAGCCCUAAGAAGCAUCUUUGGUCAGGGGGAGGGGCCUGGAUUACUUGGCUGGCUUCAACGUUUGGCUGGUCGACUAUAUGGGAUACAUUGCUCCCUACUCUCGCCCACCUGCCGGAUAUUACCAACAAGAUCCGUGCAGGGGAGAAGGCCGAACAGGGUCGCCAGAAGGCAAAAUAA
This is a messenger RNA of Aspergillus versicolor CBS 583.65, 888 nucleotides long. RefSeq names its product SDR family oxidoreductase. Gene Ontology annotation, biological process: phosphatidic acid biosynthetic process; triglyceride catabolic process. The transcript has 3 exons. The record is from RefSeq and is a predicted model, not a curated record. The coding region runs from base 1 to 888 and encodes 295 amino acids. Gene Ontology annotation, molecular function: triacylglycerol lipase activity; acylglycerone-phosphate reductase (NADP+) activity. Lineage: Eukaryota; Fungi; Ascomycota; Eurotiomycetes; Eurotiales; Aspergillaceae. Gene Ontology annotation, cellular component: lipid droplet; endoplasmic reticulum.